This is a messenger RNA of Dalotia coriaria, 1096 nucleotides long. RefSeq lists its product as uncharacterized. The record is from RefSeq and is a predicted model, not a curated record. Bases 106 to 1074 code for a protein of 322 amino acids. Lineage: Eukaryota; Metazoa; Arthropoda; Insecta; Coleoptera; Staphylinidae. The transcript is spliced from 2 exons.
ACCUUUGAAAACCACUUUGAACAAGUUUGGUUAUGGAUUUUUGGAAUCUACUGCGGCAACAUCGCACUGGGAAUAAUUUUCAAUGGAAUUUCUUUCUUUGCGUUGAUGAAAACUAAAAGAAACGGCACAUUAUCAAUAAUAACUCAACUUACAUCAAUCGACAUGUUUUCUUCUUGGAUCUGUAUCGUGGAACUCCUUUCACUUAAAAACAACGCGUGGACUUUUUCAUCGGAGCUUUGUCCUUUAUUUGCCGGUUCGGAAACUCUCUGCAAUACUCUCACAUUGUACUUAAUCAUAUCACUUAACUACCAUACGAUCUCUCUCUGUAAUAUGAAAACUCCUCCGACAAGCUCGUGUGACGCGUCGCAGGAGUGUCUGGUUCGCGAUGUCAUAACCUCUUCAAGUUCAAGUUCAACUUCAACAUCAGGACAAACAAAUUUAACCUCAAUAUCAACUGCCGCAAGGCCUGUUUUUAACGAAAAACAAGACAUAUCUGUUGUUAUUCCCUGUAUUCUCAUCUGGUUUACUUGUUUGUCACUUAGCAUACCACAAUUUACAUUAUCCUCUACGAUUGAGAGCUAUUCAACGAAAAAUGUUACUUGUACGUGUACAUUAAUGGACAACAGUCAAAUUCUGAUCAAUUUACUCGCGAUAUUUAAAGUUUUUAUUCCUUGCGUUUUAAUUAGUAUUUCCAUUGGUAUAUUGAUUUAUAAAUUGGUGCAGAGUGUGAGAAAUGAGAGCAUACCCGCCAUUUUUACUAAAAAGUGCCAUAACAUUGUAUAUUAUUUAAUAUUUUGCUUGGUUUUGAACUUUUUGUAUGUUUGUACUUCAAUGCAAAGAUUAAUUCUGUACGCAAUGCACGCAUACUCGACGCCAUCGUUGAAAACAGCAAGGAUUUACAAACUGCCGCCAUUGUUCAAUGAAUUUACCGGAAGUUGGAUCGCCAUUGCGCUUUGUAUGUUGCACUACAGCGGAACUUUCUUGAGAUUUUUGAUUUAUGUCUUUCUAUUGCCUAAAUUUAAGUCGAUUUUAUGCAAUAACUUUUUAACUUGUUUCAAACCAAAGGAAUUAUAAAUAUUAAAUUGUGUAUACAUCC